Molecule: messenger RNA, 758 nt
Organism: Pistacia vera
Lineage: Eukaryota; Viridiplantae; Streptophyta; Magnoliopsida; Sapindales; Anacardiaceae
Product: classical arabinogalactan protein 4-like
Exons: 1
Coding region: 47-679 (210 amino acids)
Source: RefSeq, a predicted model, not a curated record
AAACACAAAUCUAAGCAAAACCCACUUCAGAUUCAGGCAAUUUAAGAUGUUUAAACUUGUUGUGCUUUGUUUUCUUGUCUUUUUUUUGUCGGAUUCCGGCAAUGUACAGGCAGAUAAUGCGCCUGCCCCGUCUCCCGCCACCGUCACGACACAGCCACCGCCUUCUCCGGCCAAAUCCCCAGCAACUCCUCCGUCGGCAAGUCCCCAUGUAUCGCCUACACAGUCCCCGGUUUCAUCCCCUCCAAAAGUUUCUCCGGUGGCCUCUCCUGUGAAGUCACCGGUUGCCCCGGUGUCACCGCCACCGGCAACUCCCCCACCAACCGUCACUUCCCCUGCACAAUCCCCCGCAAGUCCUCCUUCCCCUCCGGCGGCAACUCCAGUUGCUACCCCUACACUGACUCCAGUUGCUACCCCUGCACUGACUCCAGUCGGGGCUCCGCCAACAGUGGAGGGUCCUGUUGUUUCUCCGGCACCGGAGACAAUUCCAGCCAGUUCAGCACCUCCGGCAAACGCUCCAGCCGUGUUCCCCUCUAGCAGUAGCCCACCGGUUCCAACACCAGGGAGUUCUGCACCGGAAUCGGCUGGGGGUCCCAUUAGCGAUGAGUCGGGUGCCGGGUCAAUAUUUGAGGUUCGGGUCAUUUCAAGUGGGUUGGCAAUUGCAGCCGCCUUGGCAUUUUAAAACUCUUGUAUUUCCACAUUGUACUCAUAAUUUUUGGUUAGGGUUUUGAUCAUUUUAUGAAUCUAUAGCGUAGUAUGAA